GCGCGCUGGAAGGGUAUACAACUUGGGACAUUGUGGUGACAGCGGAAUGUAUGUAUGGUGAUGAGAGCAUGUUGAUGUGGCAUUUGGCUGAGGUGGCACUGCAUUGCGUUGUGGGUGGUACCGAGGCUAUGACCGGUGUCGGGACUGAGGAAAUCAAAGAAAAUCAAGGCCCCAUGCAACCGAAGUCAUUAAAGGGAGAAUGGGUGAAUUGGAACUCGCUAGGGGGGAUGCGGCGAGCCGUUAUCAUGCUCAAUGGGUUAGAGAUAGCAGCUAUAGAAGAUGAGCCGGUGGUCGAUAUCAUCUGGAAUCAGCUUCCGGGCCGCGGGCUGCAAGUCAACUUCAUUUUGGAAAACGACGGACGCGAUAGGGUGAACGCGACUACUCGACUAGGGACGGCUGGGAGAAGGAUUAUUUGUGACAUCGUGAUGAAGGAAGUUGCCGAAGGCUCCUCGCCCCAGGCAGAGCCCGAGGCCGGGGAACUAGAGAAAGUCUAUGGGAAUCCAAGGGAAGAGGAGCCUACAAACAAAGUUACCGCUGCUAAAAAGAAGUUUAGAUACCGAAUCCCGAUCUUAACUAUGCCAGAGAUCGAUGACACCCUUAGCAAAUUACUAGGAACCAUGGUAUCGGUGUCGUUUCAGACCAUGCUGAAGGCCAGCCCUAGGUUGCUCAAAGGGCUUAGACAAUUGUUGACUCGACGGCGAGUAGAGAUAGACGAGAACCCCGAGGCACCAGAAGAAGAAAGGGAGGAGGAAGCCCCGCAAGAGGUUGCUAACCUUCAAAGGAGUCGCGGGGAUUUAGAGGAUCUUGAGAAAGCUUUUGCAGACAUCCGCAUGAGCUUGCCAGACCGAGAAGGUGGUGAGGUCAUGAGGGAACCUCCUAGAACAAAGCUUAGCUUCCAUGCGCUACCCGUGGGGAAGAUGAAAAUCCAGAUCGGGACUCAUCAUACUGACGCAUUAGUAGACGGGGGAGCGGAAAUCACUCUCAUAAGGAGGGAUUUCGCAACGAUCACGGGCUGUAUGUUCAAAAAGGAGGUCUUAACCAUCUUACAUUGCCUCAAGACCUUCCUGACCUACCUAUUUGGGAGGCGGUUCAUCUUAAGGAUCGAUCCGACGAAUGUCGCAGGGGCCUUAAAGAACUACAUGCCUAUAGAUCCGACGGUGGGGAGAUGGGUAGGAUUUAUCUGGCAGUUCGAUUACAAGAUCGAACGGAUUGCUGGAAUCAGAAACGAGGCGGAUGGGUGGAGUCGGGUCUGCAUCACUCCCGAAGGGGUGGAGGAUGUGGAACCCAUAGAUGCGUUCCUUGAAUUCGAAGGAGGAACUCUUGCGGUGGACAACGAAAUGAUGGACGAAGAUAGCGCAUCGGGAGAACUGUUAAUCCGGACUUUGGAGAAGGGGGCGCCUGCCGUAGUAGCAGAACUUAGAGAAGGAUCGGUCACCACUCGAGGUCGUAAAGAGGAGAGAGAUUCAUGGAGAGCGAUAGUAGGACCGAAGGAGGAACUAAUAGCAAUGGCGGUUGAGGGAGGUCGAGAAACCGUGAUGAGCUUAGUGGAAUCCUGGGGAAGGAAAGAGUUGCAAUGGAAGGCCAAUGCACCUGUGGAAAGAGGGCACCGAACCUUAAAGAACACGAUUGCGAAGCUCGCAGCGGAUCGUCUCGGAAGCUGGCCUAGGUUAGAUGAUGAUCCGCGAAUGACCACGGAAGAGUUAAUCGAGGCAAGGUGUCAACAAGUCCUUAAGAACGAAGAAGUCAUGGAAGACAUUGCCAACCAGGUACUGGACAACAGAAUGAGGGAUAAAGCAAGCAAGUACGCCACGUGGCAAGUGCAACCUCACCAUAUAGUCCCACGUGGCAAGUGCGGCCUCACCGAAUCCCCUGCUAUGGGGAGGACGCAUUUGCCACGCGGCAUACUUACCCCAUCAUCUAGUCCCACGUGGCAAGUGCGGAGGUGGCGAUGGGAGCGGGAUGGCGACGCCGAGGUGGCGACGCCGUCUCGGCGUCAAGGUGGCGUACUUGCCCCAUCAUCUAGUCCUACGGGCAAGUGCGGAGGUGGCGACGGGAGCGGCAAGUACGCCACGUGGCAAGUGCAGCCUCACCAUAUAGUCCCACGUGGCAAGUGCGGAGGUGGCGACGGGAAUGGCAAGUACGCCACGUGGCAAGUGCGGCCUCACCAUAUAGUCCCACGUGGCAAGUGCGGAGGUGGCGACGCCGAGGUGGCGAUGGGAGUGGGAUCGGGAAGCGGAGGUGGCGACUCAGGGCGUGGGAUCGGGAGUGGGAUUGGGAAGCGGAGGUGGCGACGCAGGGCGCGGGAUCGGGAGUGGGAUCGGGAAGCGGAGGUGGCGACGUCGAGGUGGCAACGCAGGGCGCGGGAUCGGGAGUGGGAUCGGGAAGUGAAGGUGGCGACGGGAUCGGGAUCGGGAUCUUAAAGCGGAGGUGACGAUGGGUAGCACACUUCGCACGUGCCAAACAUCGCACGUGCCAAACAUCGCACGUGGUGCACUUUCCGCAUCACGUCAAGGUUGCGGUCAGGUCACCAAGUAAUCAAUCAAUCAAUCAAUCAAUCCAUCCAUCCAUCAAUCAAUCAAUCAAUCAAUCAAUCAAUCAAUCAAUCAAUCAAUUAAUCAAUCGAGCAAUCAAUCGAUUAAGUAAUCAAUCAAUCAAUCAAUCAAUCAAUCAAUCAAUUAAUCAAGC
Messenger RNA from Chara braunii, 2685 nucleotides. The record is from the annotation of a GenBank genome assembly. Lineage: Eukaryota; Viridiplantae; Streptophyta; Charophyceae; Charales; Characeae.